GCAGCUGGGGCGGCUCGCCCACCCCCACCCCCACACGACUACUCCGGUGUCCCCAGGCUGCAGGUGGGCACCCCAGGUCUCUCAGGCCCCCGCAUCGGGGUCCCUGCAGCUGGGUCAGCGGCUACCCGAGGAGGGGGAAGCUGUCCAGGUUCGAGGUCCCACACCCCGGAAGCUCGACGGACUGGAUUCGCUUUUCCGGAGUUGCUAAAGGGUGAGGGCGUGCCCCCCCCCUCCCCGCACAAAGGGUGAGGGGGUGACCGGGCUGGGCGGGCUCUACGGCAGAGCCAGCACCCCCUCCCUGCAGAGAGCCCCAAGCAAAAGCGAAAGGGCCCCUGCGUGGUGCCCGCAGCUUUGUGACUUCACGCGUUUCGCAAGCAGCCGGGGCGCCCCACCCGGCCCCCCAGCCCGCCGCCGCCACCCAGCCACUCAGCCGCCCGCCACCCAGCCCGCCGCCCUCCACCCAGCCACGGAGCCACCCAGCCGCCCGCCCGUCGCGCGCUCUCUCCCUCCCUCCGCGCCGGUCCGCCCGGCAUCCCCCCAGCGCCCCUGGCGUCGAAGCGAUGCUGUGCUUCCUCAAGGGAAUGGCCUUCGUCCCCUUCCUCUUGGUGACCUGGUCGUCCGCUGCCUUCAUUAUCUCCUACGUGGUCGCCGUGCUCUCUGGGCACGUGAACCCCUUUCUCCCUUACAUCAGUGAUACAGGAACAACACCUCCAGAGAGUGGCAUUUUUGGAUUCAUGAUAAACUUCUCUGCAUUUCUUGGUGCAGCCACCAUGUACACAAGAUAUAAAAUUGUGGAGAAGCAAAACCAAACCAGUUAUUUCAGUACUCCUGUCUUUAACUUAGUGUCGUUAGUCCUUGGACUGGUGGGCUGUAUUGGAAUGGGCAUAGUAGCCAAUUUUCAGGAGCUUGCGGUCCCUGUGGUGCAUGAUGGAGGCGCCCUGCUUGCUUUUGUCUGCGGCGUGGUGUACACGCUCCUGCAGUCUGUCAUCUCCUAUAAGUCCUGUCCCCAGUGGAACAGCCUCUUCACCUGCCACAUCCGGAUGGCCAUCUCUGCCGUGUCCUGCGCAGCUGUGGUGCCUAUGAUCGCCUGUGCAUCACUAAUUUCUAUAACUAAGCUGGAAUGGAAUCCAAAAGAAAAGGAUUACAUUUAUCACGUAGUGAGUGCAAUUUGUGAGUGGACAGUGGCCUUUGGUUUUAUUUUCUACUUCCUGACAUUCAUCCAAGACUUCCAGAGUGUCACCCUCAGGAUAUCCACAGAAAUCAACGAUGAUAUUUGAAGGCAGAAGAAUGAGAUUUUACUCAGUGAAGAUGCAGGGUGUUUGUAGCCAUGGGACAGAAGAGAGACAGGGUUCUACCUCUGCCCUGGCUUCCCUGGCUGUAAUGUGUCGGCGGCCUGUCUGGGACUUGAAUCUCUUUCAGAAUUCCUAAUAGUUGUAUUAUUUCCAAAGGUAUGUCUUCCUAGAGUAUGUAGAGAGCACUUAUGACAUUGUCACAAUAUUUUAAAAAAGUUUUUCUAAGUAGACAUUUAAAAAAAAAAAGUUAACACAUCCAUUCCCAAAGAGAUAAGGUGUUACAGAAAAUGGAGAACGCUUUAUUUUUGUACAAACUGUUUUUUUUUUUUUUUCCUUUUGCCUGUGAGUGAUUUCUGAACAUUUGUGCAAUGGAGAAUUCACUAAAGAAUAGAAUCAAGAGAUGUUUUUAUUUUUCAUUUUAUUUUAGAGGCUAAGUUGUGUGAUUUUUUUCUAUCGUAAGAACGUUUUUAUAAAAAUUCAGUUUAGGGAGUCAGGUGGUAGUGCAGCGGGUUAAGCGCAUGUGGCACAAAGUGCAAGGACUAGCAUAAGGAUCCUGGUUGGAGCGCCCAGCUCCCCACCUGCAGGAGAGUCGCUUCACAAGUGGUGAAGCAGGUCUGCAGGUGUCUAUCUUUCUCUCCCCCUCUCUGUCUUCCCCUCCUUUCUCCAUUUCUCUCUGUCCUAUCCAACAACGAUGACAUCAUCAUCAACAACAAUAAAAACAACAAGGGCAACAAAAGAGAAAAUUUAAAAAAAUUAAAAAUUCAGUUUAUAUUGAUCACUAAGGUUUUGCUCAUAAAUUAACACUAAGGUACUGAUUUUUAGAUGAAUUUAGCAAAAAGAAAAAGAAAAAAAGUUUCAGUGAAAAACUUUAGCUACUGCUGUGCACAUUGUAACAAACGCAGGAGACCUGUGUUGAAAUUCCAUCUCCCUGAGCCUCUGUGCUAAUGAAGGCAAAGAUUUUGACUUUGUUAGUGGGCAGAAUUCUAGGUGGCAUGGAGUCAGCAAGGCAAGCUGGAAAGCUCACCCCAUUCUGGAAUGUCAUCUUUGUUAGGUGAACAGGGAAGGAAAUUAUCUCAGGCCCAUUUACUAAAAGCAGGAUUCUGGAAAAGAAACGUCCACUUAGUAUGAGACACCUCUAACAGCCAAUCUGUGAAAUGCACAGAGAAUGCCUUUUAUGAAACCACCCUUUCUUGGUAGUGGUAUGACUUUGAUCUGCGGUCUAACCAAAAGGGGGACAACUCACAUCUCCAUUCGAGCUUGGGUUGUAGAGAACACAGGUCAAAGAUACUGUGGAGAAUGGCGCACAGUGCACUUGAUGUGCUGUUCCUCUUAGCACCUUUGGCUGGCUGAUUACACAUUAUAGGUGAUGUGAAUCAGACCCUCUGACAAGCAGAAUCUAUACACCCUGCCUCCACCCCCCACCCCAGACUAUGAGUAGUAAAUGAAAAGCAACUUAUUCCAGGGCAAGAAGGGAGCCUUGGAAUGUUAAACAGGCUUUAACAUUUGAGGUUUGAGAGUUGGAAGAAAUUUUUCUUCUCAGACUUACCAGAACACUUCUGUGUCUGGCCAAGUGGAGCCAGACCCUGACCUUGGGUGCAUGUGCCAGGGGCAGAGCAGUACACUUGAACGUCCUGGGAAGUGCUCUGAGGAUGGUGAGCCCACAAUGGCUCCCCAGUCACUAACUGCUUUGUUGAGUGAAUGAAGUAGUAAACUCAGCAGUGGCCAGUCACCUCAGAAAUGACAACUGUGUCUCCCCUAAGUGGUGAAGAGACCUGGUACCAAUUUCUGGGUCUGUGUACUUUCUAGUGCUGCAGGGACCCCACUGUUAAUACUGGAGCUAAGACCCUGAAUACCACAAUGUCUUUACUAUUUCAAAACAGAGACAGCAUGACAUACACACUUCAGUUCACAUUUCACUUCUUUCUACUCCAGCACUUUUAUUUCCACAUUUCCCUGCGAUAUUAGAUUGGGCCUUUUGUAAUCAUCUAAUUUUGUAAACCUUUAUUAAAUCACUGGUCAAAUAAAAAGAGAAAAAGAUUAAAUAGGAAGCUCUUUGAGGGCAGAAUAUGUACCUUACUCGAUGUGACACCAGCAUUGUACAGGAUGCCUCUUGGCACCCAUUAGGUGCUCAAAUAACUAUUCACUGAAUGUGUGUUAUGAGUGGAUGAACAAACCAAUGAAGUGUGCAUGAUGUGACUUACUCUGGUUUACUGGAUAAGGAUCCAUUGUCUCUCUUGCCCAUUACAGUUGACAGUUUUGCUUUGUGUGCUGUAAAUGUUGCAGUUUGGGUUUCCCCCUACUGGACAGCUCUCUUCAACCCAGACAGCUCCUGCAGAAAUGGCUACUUGGGCCAUAUAGACUGGCACACCUGGCUUGGCACACUGUGAAGGGCCAAAUGUCACGGCAGACUACCCCAUUCUGCUGAUUUCAUGCAGCCUCUAACACUGGUCUCUAACACAUGCUGGUAUUACUUCUUUUAGUGAACUCGAAUUUCCUUGAACCUCAUGGCCUUGAAACAGGAAAAUAAAGUGAAAUAUUUCUUUAUGCUAGUAA
This is a messenger RNA of Erinaceus europaeus (western European hedgehog), 3845 nucleotides long. RefSeq names its product DNA damage regulated autophagy modulator 1 (gene DRAM1). Gene Ontology annotation, biological process: regulation of autophagy. The transcript has 7 exons. Gene Ontology annotation, cellular component: lysosome. The coding region runs from base 561 to 1277 and encodes 238 amino acids. Lineage: Eukaryota; Metazoa; Chordata; Mammalia; Eulipotyphla; Erinaceidae. The record is from RefSeq and is a predicted model, not a curated record.